This is a messenger RNA of Rubroshorea leprosula, 2579 nucleotides long. NCBI's taxonomy places the organism in Eukaryota, Viridiplantae, Streptophyta, Magnoliopsida, Malvales, Dipterocarpaceae. The record is from the annotation of a GenBank genome assembly.
GCUUGCUGGAACUCAUUCUUUUUGUUUAUUUUAAAGGAAUUUGCUUUGUUCUCUUUAGAAAUCUUUUCAGGGAGAGAGAAAGAGAGAGGGCAUAGAUUCAGUAGCAGGAGUUUGGAUUUGUUUUAGAUGUGCUGUUAGAUUUUGGUCCAAUCACCUCUGCAACAACAAAACAAAAAACACCCUCCCUUGUUUUUCAUUUUCUUUUUUCAAAGAAAAUGGAUAUGGGUGUUAAUAUGAUUAGUUUAUUUCUUUCCCAAUGAUUGAGUUGCCUUGCACCAAGAGAAAUUUGCCUAGAAUCUCUGCUUGCUGGGAAAGGAGCAACAAACAUAGCUAGAAGAUGAAACCCAUCGGUAAUGAUGACCAGAACACCAACACCAAUAACUGGUUAGGUUUCUCUCUGUCUCCCCAUAUGAAAAUGGAGGUUCCUCAACCUCAAACACAGUCUCCCUCUGUUUCAGCCGCUACCACUGCUGGCGGUGAUGGUGGUGGUGGUGGUGGUGUUACCACUGCUGUCCCCUCCAGCUUUUUCCAACCUCCACCUGCCCUUAAUUAUGGCCUUUUUUAUGAAGGGUCAGAAAAUAAUGGCUUGUAUUCUCACUUUCCUGUCAUGCCACUCAAAUCUGAUGGCUCACUUUGUAUAAUGGAAGCUCUUGGCAGGACACAGCCACAAGCAAUGGUUACUACUCCAACGCCAAAACUGGAAGAUUUCUUUGCUGGUGCCACCAUGGGGACACAUCACUAUGAAAGCAGUGACAGAGGAGCUAUGGCUCUCAGUUUAGACAGCAUGUAUUACCACCAAAACCCAGACCAGGAACACAACAAUCAGAACUGCCUAGACAAUUUCCAACACUCAUCCAGGCAGCAGAUUCAGGCCCAGCAGUAUCAAUACUUCUCAGGAUUUAGAAAUCAGGAGAUUCUCCUAGGAGAUGAAGCUAAAGAAACCCAUGUCACAGAUUGCAAUCUGCAGCUUCCAACGAUGGGGGAUGAUGGGUCACCUGGCGUCAAGAACUGGGUUUCCAGGAACUUCCCAAGUGAGCAUGCAAUGCAACAGAAGAUGAUUGGGUGCAUGGGUGAUAAUAGAGAUGAAUCUGGGUCUAUUGGAGCAAUAGCUUAUGGGGAUUUACAGUCCUUGAGCUUAUCCAUGAGCCCUGGCUCCCAAUCAAGCUGUGUAACUGGUUCACAACAAAUCUCUACUGUCACUGAUUGUGGAGUCAUGGAGACAAAGAAAAGAGGGCCUGAGAAGAUGGAUCAGAAACAGAUUGUUCAUAGGAAGUCCAUUGAUACUUUUGGUCAGAGAACCUCUCAAUAUAGAGGCGUUACAAGGCAUAGGUGGACUGGAAGAUAUGAAGCACAUUUAUGGGACAACAGUUGCAAGAAAGAAGGUCAAAGCAGGAAAGGAAGACAAGUUUAUCUGGGGGGUUAUGACAUGGAAGAGAAAGCAGCAAGAGCUUAUGAUUUAGCUGCACUCAAGUACUGGGGACCCUCAACUCAUAUCAAUUUUCCGUUGGAAAAUUACCAAAAAGAACUUGAAGAAAUGAAGAACAUGACAAGACAGGAGUACGUUGCUCACUUGAGAAGGAAAAGCAGUGGAUUCUCAAGGGGGGCCUCAAUGUAUAGAGGAGUGACAAGACACCAUCAACAUGGAAGAUGGCAAGCUCGGAUUGGUAGAGUUGCUGGAAACAAGGACCUUUAUCUGGGGACGUUUAGCACUCAAGAGGAAGCAGCAGAAGCUUAUGACAUAGCGGCUAUAAAAUUUCGUGGGAUAAAUGCUGUAACCAACUUUGACAUAACAAGGUAUGAUGUGGAACGAAUCAUGGCGAGCAAUACCCUUCUAGCUGGAGAACUUGCCAGGCGAAACAAGGACGUAGGACCUGGCAAUAAGGCAACUAAUCACAAUUCCUUAACCGAUAACAGCAAUGGGGAAACCAUAAUCUCUCCAAAGAACAAUGAAGGUGAACCAGACUGGAAAAUAGUCCUCUACCAGUCCUCCCCGCAACUUGAGCAGGAACAGCCAAAUAUUGUUGAAAACUACAAGACUCAGCCUUUCUCAUUGGCACCAAACAAUGUGGUUGGCAUUGAUACAAUCAACUCAGCACAGCUGGAGGUGGAAGACUCAGCUAAAAUGGGCACUCACUUGUCCAAUGCUUCAUCACUAGUGACUAGCCUGAGCAGCUCAAGAGAAGGCAGUCCUGAUAGAACCAGCCUACCAAUGCUAUUUUCCAUGCCUCCCCCAGCAGCAUCCAAGCUGUUCACUAGCCCAGAAAGUACUGUGAAUUCUUGGAUUCCUUCUACCCAGCUUAGGCCUGCACUGUCCAUGCCUCAUAUGCCAGUUUUUGCUGCAUGGACAGAUGCAUAGUCUCACUGCUUUGGUAUAGUAGCUGAAAGGUUUUAUUAAUUUGCAUGGAACAAAAUGGAGGGAAAGGGACAUGUAUGGUCUUUGUGGGGUUUUGUUAGUGGGGAAAAUCAAGUAGUUAGUGGAGCUCUAUGUGGGACCUGUCCUGUUGUCAACAAGAACAAAUUUUAAAAUCUUCCUUUUAGCAUCUCUUAUGAGGAUCUUGAAAGAAAUGGUGGAUAUGGAG